Molecule: messenger RNA, 1556 nt
Organism: Asparagus officinalis (garden asparagus)
Lineage: Eukaryota; Viridiplantae; Streptophyta; Magnoliopsida; Asparagales; Asparagaceae
Product: glutamate decarboxylase-like
Exons: 6
Coding region: 26-1480 (484 amino acids)
Biological process (GO): L-glutamate catabolic process
Cellular component (GO): cytosol
Molecular function (GO): glutamate decarboxylase activity; pyridoxal phosphate binding
Source: RefSeq, a predicted model, not a curated record
AAUCAGCAAGAACAAGGAAAGCAUCAUGGUGGUGUCAUCGACGGCAAAUGAUCCCGGCGAGUCACUGCACGCCACGUUCGGCUCAAGAUACGUUCGUAGCUCGCUCCCAAGGUUCAAAUUGCCGGAGAAUUCGAUACCAAGGGAGGCAGCAUACCAGAUCAUAAGUGAUGAACUGAUGCUGGAUGGAAACCCUAGAUUGAAUCUUGCUUCAUUUGUGACGACAUGGAUGGAGCCUGAAUGUGACAGGCUCAUCAUGUCUGCGAUCAACAAGAAUUAUGUCGAUAUGGAUGAGUAUCCUGUUACUACUGAGCUCCAGAAUCGGUGUGUGAAUAUGAUUGCCCACCUUUUUAAUGCUCCUAUUGGAGGGAAAGAAACUGCAGUAGGAGUUGGAACUGUGGGAUCAUCAGAAGCAAUAAUGUUAGCAGGACUGGCAUUCAAACGAAAAUGGCAGAACAAAAGAAAGGCUGAGGGAAAGCCUUACGACAAACCCAACAUUGUCGUCGGUGCUAAUCUUCAGGUAUGUUGGGAGAAAUUUGCUAGGUAUUUUGAAGUUGAGUUGAAGGAAGUGAAUCUGAGGGAAGGUCUUUAUAUAAUGGAUCCCGUGAACGCUGUGGAGAUGGUAGAUGGCAAUACGAUAUGUGUUGUUGCCACCUUCGGUUCAACUCUCACCGGAGAGUUUGAAGAUGUCAAGAAAAUCAAUGAGCUCCUUGUGGAGAAGAAUAAGGAAACUGGGUGGGAUACCCCAAUUCAUGUAGACGCCGCAAGCGGUGGAUUCAUAGCCCCUUUCCUAUAUCCCGAACUUGAAUGGGACUUUAGGUUACCACUAGUAAAGAGUAUCAAUGUCAGCGGUCACAAGUACGGUCUUGUUUAUGCUGGUGUUGGUUGGGUUGUUUGGAGGAACAAAGAUGAUUUGCCUGAAGAGCUCAUUUUUCAUAUCAACUAUCUCGGAGCAGAUCAACCUACUUUCACUCUUAACUUCUCAAAGGGUAAUAUACAUCGGUUUUUGAUUCUUGCAGGUUCUAGUCAGAUAAUUGCUCAAUACUAUCAGUUCAUACGCUUGGGGUUUGAGGGUUACAAAGACAUCAUUGUGAACUGUAUGGACAACGCGAAGUCACUGAGACAAGGCAUAGAAGAAACAGGAAAAUUCGAAGUCCUCUCCAAAGACUCCGGUGUCCCUGUCGUCGCCUUCGCCCUCAAAAGCACAAGCGAACAUACUGUAUUUGAAAUAUCUGAGAAUAUGAGGAGGUUCGGAUGGAUAAUCCCAGCCUAUACGAUGCCACCUGAUGCUGAGCAUGUGGCUGUACUUCGAGUGGUGAUAAGAGAGGAUUUCUGCAGGAGCCUCGCUGAGCGACUUGUCUCCGACCUCAGGAAGGUCUUGGUCGAUGCAGAAGGAGUACAGGCCGAUGAUGGUGGAUCAGAGAAGAAGGCAAAGUAUUGGAGGAGAGUGGUUGACAGGAAGAAGACCAGUGGCGUUUGUUGACGUGUUUCUUGUUGAAGUAUGGUGUAUAAGUUCAUCUGUGUAAUUAUAAGUGUGUAUGGUGUUGAACUAUGCAAGA